AUGGUGCUGAAGACCUGGUUAGACGUACCGGACGAGCAUGACUUCUCUGUCGAGAAUUUGCCUUUUGGCAUAUUCUCAACUGCUGCUAAUACACGUCCACGUCCUGGGAUUGCCAUUGGCAGGUUCAUUGUCGACCUCGAUGCGCUGGUGGAGACGGAAGCGUUCAGCAUGUAUUGUACAUGCCAGUUCCCGCAUUCCGUUCUCAAGCAGUCCACCUUGAACGAGUUCGCUGCCCUCGGCCGAGAGACUGUCAAUGCAGUCCGAAUAUUUGUCAAAUAUCUCCUGGUGGAGAUGACACCGAUCCUACGAGACGACAAGGCGCUGAGGGCAAAUUGUAUCGUCGACACCGAGGCUGUCCGUGUAGAAAUGCAUCUGCCAAUGCAGAUUGGAGACUUCACGGACUUUCUCAACUCCAGAACACACGCCAAAAACACUCAUUCAACCUCGGCAGCGCCGGUAAAUAUGUUGGUGGCAUAUCACAACAAGUUCAACCCUCCUCGAGCAUUUACCGCUCGUGUAUCCAGUGUUGUGCCGUCAGGAACUCCAAUCGUUCGGCCAAUGGGCCAUAUGGUCGACUCGGAUGGUAAAGCGUAUGUUGGACCAUCGCAACAGCUCGACGUGGAAAUGGAGUUUGCUUUCUUCCUCGGCAAGGCCAUCAAGCGAUAUCAGCGGGUAUCGAUUGCUGAAGCUGAAGACCAUAUCUUUGGAGUGGUACUGCUGAAUGACUGGUCAACACGGGAUGUGCAGGCAUUUGAAGAUCACCCGUUUGCAGCCUUCAACGCCAAAUCAUUUGCAUCAACAAUAAGCCCCUGGGUGGUUUCCUUGGACGCUUUGGAGCAUUACCGUACGAAGGCGGCGCCACAGGAUCCAUCGGACCUCCUGCCGUAUUUGACGGACAGCAGGGCACUUUCAACCUUUGAUAUAUCCAUCAACAUGAGUUGGAAGUUGUCACCGGAAGGAGAAAUCUUCAAUGUCUCCACCAGUAACCUGACAAACGCAUACUGGAGUUUCACACAGAUGUUGACCCAUCACGCUUUUGGAGGCUGUGAAAUGCGAACAGGAGACCUGAUAGGGACGGGCACGAUAACUGGAGAGGAUGAUGGUUCCAUCUGCUCACUCGUAGAGCGGACGCGCAACGGAACCCAGCAGAUCCAGACUCCUGCCGGGAACAGACGGUGUUAUGUCCAGGACGGAGACGAAGUGGUCUUUACUGGAUGGGCUGCUAAGAAGGGAGAUCCCAAGUUAGCAGGAGGCAGAGUUGGAUUUGGGAUUUACACACAAAGUGCUCCGCCUCCGGUCAAUGACUUCGAUUUGGCUCUGUUGUUCUCUCCUCAGUCCAAUAAUGACGGCUCUCCGCAUCGGUCUCCUGCUGAAGCUGGUGGAUCUGUAGCGUCGCAGGCCUCUCUAGAAUCCAACGACAAUACAGACUUGCCACGCAGGCUCCAAGGUCGCGGCAAUACUUCAGAGACUUUGGACGGUUGGCCUGCAACGACCACGUUCCUACUGGGGGACACAGGUGAAUCUGACCCUUAUCUCCUGCGGCAUUUCUCCUCCGAGUGUCUCGACUCCAGCGAUGAUAUUGCCAAAGUCACGUCACGGCAUAUUCUGCGGGCGUCGGAUCCAGAUGUCAUGCAUAGCAUGGGGAGACCUUUGAUCAUGUCAAUGGCCGACCACUCGCUCUAUGAUCGUGGAGAGCCGCGGCUCGACCAGCGCGCACUAGACGAGGCGGCAGACGAGGUGUCGCGGAUGGUCUCCGAGGAGACCGGCGUGCGGCUGAUCAAGCUGUUCUUCCGAUAUAUCUAUCCUUACUUCCCCAUCCUUUCUAGAACGCGCCUUCUCUAUCCAUUGACAGAGCUGCCGGCCCGGCUGAGGGAGCUGCCACUUUCUCUCAAGUCUGCCAUCUAUGCAUCAGCCCUGGCAUUCGUCACAUAUGAUGAUGUUCUUGCUACGACGCUCGUUCACUCCCCGCCUUCAAGUCAGCGUCUGUAUCGCAUCGCUUGGCUGGCUGUCACGCACGAGGUACAUACUCCCCACUUAUCCACGCUUCAAUCAUGCUUGCUCCUUCUGCAGAGGGUCAAUGACGAUCGCUAUGUGAUGGACACGGUCUUUCGCUGGAGUCUUUUAGGGUGGACCGUCGCUCUCGCACAAAGCUUCGGACUAUCAAUCGAUUGUCUCGACUGGAACGGGAUUCCAGACUGGGAAAAGCGGCUACGUCGUAGACUGUGGUGGGCGGUCUUCGUUAUGGACAAAUGGGCCUUCAUGUCUGCAGGCCUGACGAGCCACAUUCAUAAAGACAACUACGACGUCUCGCCGCUUACAACUGCAGAUUUUGGCUACGCCGAGACCCCCGAACCAACCUCCUCUGACAAUACGUCGGCACAUUUCUAUCACCUUACCCGGUUGACCGCGAUACUCAGUGACAUCCAGGUUGCCUUCUUCACCGUAGCAGCCUCAAAACGGACCCAACGAGAUUUCGCAUUGUCGAUUGAACUGGCCAAGCCAUUCAGACAGGACUUGAAGGAGUGGAAGACUUCUUAUGACUCCUUCAUCGCUACACAAGCAGCGAGUAGAGAUCAGUCACGUUCUCUUCGCUCCGGUCUCGAUGGCAACGCCUCCUUAGGGCUGUCGUACCUCGUUGCGAACAUCAUCCUCUUCCGAGCACUUCUCCGACCCGUCGAGUCCAAUUUGCCUUCCACCAACCAGCAACCGCGAGCAGGUCGCGAUGCUGUACGUGCAGGAGCCAAGACAUGCUGUGUCGAAGCAGUGGCGUUUGUCGAGUCACUCCAACGCAAUGUCUGGGACGCUUUCUGGCAUUCCUGGUCACGUGCCGGGUUCGCCAUGGUUUCUUCCUUGAUGAUACGAUUGCUCAUCACCAGCGACAAGGCGAUCGAGGUGGAUGAGAUCAACGCCCUAAUACGACGCUGGAGAUGGGCGUUGCGUACAGGAGGUGGGAGCGCAGGAAAUGUGCUCAUGAGUUUGGCGCUGCUGAGGCUCGAUCGUUCGCUGGUCACGAGGGGGAUACACGAAAGCGAUGAGGACGAGUGAAAGCUGGGCGCCGCCCAUCCUGACCUUCGAGAUUCCAAGUCCUCCCGAGCCCAAGUUCUCUGUCAACCGUCUCGCGUAAUACUGAAACGCAUCGGAUGAAAAGUACUACGGUCUCAUGGGUAAAUCGUGUAAUAUAGCGCUAGGGUGUCAUUCGACGACAAGCAGCAGCGAGGACAAUUUGUGUGGCAGGCGGGCCUCCUGUUCAAGCGGUGGCCAACUGCUGCUUCGCCAAUUCAAGCGGCAGCUGUUUUGCACCCCGGUUAAGCGAAUUUUAUUACA
Exophiala xenobiotica is the source of this 3324-nucleotide messenger RNA. Its product is annotated as fumarylacetoacetase. Bases 1 to 3045 code for a protein of 1014 amino acids. The record is from RefSeq and is a predicted model, not a curated record. Gene Ontology annotation, biological process: homogentisate catabolic process; L-tyrosine catabolic process; DNA-templated transcription. Gene Ontology annotation, molecular function: DNA binding; zinc ion binding; fumarylacetoacetase activity. NCBI's taxonomy places the organism in Eukaryota, Fungi, Ascomycota, Eurotiomycetes, Chaetothyriales, Herpotrichiellaceae. The transcript has 8 exons.